UCUUCCGCAUUGACACGCCUACUCACCAACACAACAGCUUCACGACAACUGUUUAAAUCUUUAUUACAGAGGAUCUGCUCGGUCCAGAUCAGCCCAGCGGUCCUGACUAGUUCUUCAGAUACUUCUUCAACUGAACAACAGCAGCAGCAAGCCCACACUUCCUUGCUAGCUCUGCUAAAUCAGAUGCCAGGAGGGAAAGCCGGUAAACGCCAGGGAAUGUCAAAGCGACCCACAACCACCCAAAUGGACACCGAACGGACAGACACCUCAAUCAUCAGGAUCCCACCCCACCACUACAUCCAUGUGCUGGAUCAGAACACUAACAUCGCCCGGGUGGAGAUCGGACCACUCACCUACAUCCGGCAGGACAAUGAGAGGGUCCUCUUCCCCCCAACCCGGAUGACCAUGAUCCCACCCCGCCAUUACUGUGUGAUUCUGAAUCCAGUGGCCCGUAAUGAUGAAGGCCAAGUUCAGUUCGACACAGCAGGUCAAGCGAAACUCCGUCACGCUGACCUGGAGAUCCGUCUGGCCCAGGACCCGUUCCCCCUAUACCCUGGAGAAGAGAUUCAGAAGGAUGUGACUGCGCUGCAGAUUGUGUUUCCAGACACUGCUCUGAGGCUGCAGGCUCUGCUGGACUUUGAGGAGGAGAAUGGAGAGAAGCGAGUAGCUGGAGAUGAGUGGCUGUUCGAGGGUCCAGGAACGUACAUCCCCAGGAAGGAGGUUAUGGUGCUGGAGACCAUCAAAGCCACUGUUAUCCGGGAAAACCAGGCCAUCCGCCUCAGAGCACGCAAAGAGGGAGUGGACCGCAGCGGAGUUCGCCGAGUCACUGGUGAGGAGUGGCAGGUGUGUAAGGUGGGAGCGUACCUGCCUGGAGCACAUGAAGAAGUCAUCGAUAUUGUCAACGCUUUCAUCCUUACUGACAAGAAUGCACUGCACGUGCGCGCUCUGCGGCCGUUCCGGGAUGCUGGUGGGCGGGACCGCAGGACAGGAGAGGAGUGGCUGGUGACCGUGGCAGACAGAGAGGCACACAUCCCCUCGGUGGCUGAGGAGGUGGUGGGAGUGGUGCAGGUGACCACGCUGAGCAGCAGGCAGUACUGCGUCAUUCUGGACCCUGUAGGACCGGACGGCAAGCCCCAGCUCGGGCAGAAGAGAGUGGUGAAGGGCGAGCGUUCCUUCUUCCUGAGGCCUGGAGAGCAUCUGGAGAACGGCAUUCAGGAUGUGUACGUUCUUUCUGAGGAAGAAGGACUGGUGCUGCGCGCUGUCGAGGCCUUCAUGGACGCAGAAGCGCAAGAGGAAGAGGAAGAGGAAGAGAGGGAGGAGCAGGAGAAGAGAGGGAAAAGAGCUGGGGUUCAGCGCCGCCCUGGUGACCGCUGGAUGCUGCGUGGACCAAUCGAAUACGUCCCACCGGCCACUGUGGAGGUGGUCCUGCGGCAGCAGGCUAUCCCACUGGAUGAAAACGAGGGAAUCUACGUGCGGGACAUCAAGACCGGAAAGGUGCGCGCUGUGAUUGGCCACACCUACAUGCUGACCCAGGACGAGGAGCUGUGGGAGAAGGAGCUGCCGGCGAAUGUGGAGGUGCUGCUGAGCGCCUCGCGGGACCCACUGUCCGGGCGCUCUGAGAGAGACCAGGGUGGGGUCGGUGCCCCCAGAGACAAAACCAGAGUUGUGUCUUACAGGGUGCCCCAUAAUGCCGCGGUGCAGGUUUACGACUACAGAGAGAAGAAGGCCAGGGUGGAGUUUGGGCCUGAUAUGGUGAUGUUGGGUCCAGAUGAGCAGUUCACGGUUCUGUCUCUGUCUGGAAGCAAGCCCAAGCGGCCCAAUGUCAUUAAAGCCAUCUGCCUGCUGCUCGGCCCCGACUUCUGCACGGACAUCAUCACCAUAGAAACAGCUGACCAUGCCCGUCUGCAGCUGCAGCUCUCCUACAACUGGCACUUUGACAUAAAGAACCGGUCGGACGGAGUUCAGGCUACGGCUCUGUUCUCCGUUCCAGAUUUUGUGGGUGAUGCUUGUAAAGCCAUUGCCUCCAGGAUCAGAGGAGCCGUGGCUUCAGUGCAGUUUGAUGACUUUCACAAGAACUCAAACCGGAUCAUCUGCUCGGCCGUGUUCGGCUUUGAUGAAAAGAUGGCGGUGCGCACCAGUUUGCGGUUCAGUCAGAACGGUCUGGUGAUCAGCAGCGUGGACAUCCAGUCUGUGGAGCCUGUGGACCAGCGCACACGUGAUGCCCUUCAGAAGAGCGUCCAGCUGGCCAUCGAGAUCACCACCAACUCUCAGGAGGCGACGGCUCGACAUGAGGCAGAGCGUCUGGAGCAGGAGGCUCGGGGUCGUCUGGAGAGGCAGAAGAUCACUGAUCAGGCCGAGGCUGAGAGGGCCAGGAAAGAGCUGCUGGAGCUGGAAGCUCUCAGUGCUGCGGUGGAGAGUACAGGAGCAGCGAAGGCAGAGGCCCAGUCCAGGGCAGAAGCAGCACGUAUCCAGGGUGAGGCUGCGGUCAGUGAGGCCAAGCUCAAGGCAGAAGCUCAGAGAAUAGAGGCGGAGGCUGAGCUGGAACGUCUGUCGAAGGCUCGGGAGCAGGAGCUCGUCUAUAAGAAGGACAUGGACCAUCUGGAGGUGGAGAAGCAGCAGAAGCUGUCUAAUAUUGAGAGCCAGCGCUUCAAGAAUCUUGUUGAUGCCAUUGGUAGCGGCACUCUGACGGACAUGGCCAGAGCUGGACCAGAGCUACAGGUGAAACUGUUGCAGGCUCUGGGCCUGAAGUCCACUCUCAUAACGGAUGGAUCUUCUCCCAUCAAUCUUUUCACUACAGCCAACGGCCUGCUGGGGGCAAUGAAGCCCGGCGAGGAUCAGUAAAGGAGCCGGGAAAGCUGUGGCAAAUAUUCUAGAAAGAGUUUACUGCAGUUAUAUUAAAUGUGCCUGAAUUCAAUAUUCUAUGCUGGAUAACACACACUGUGUGGAAACUCUAUAGUUUCUUCAUUUUCUGUUCUUCAGUGUGUCUGCCGUUUGCCUUAUUCUUGACACUCUUUACAUUCAUUGCACUCCAUCCAUGUUAGUAUGUUAGUCUGACAUUGCAAGACUGGGCCUAUACCCUGCUAUAGCCUAUAGCCUGGUACAAAAGACAUGUAGAUGCUUCAGCGGUGCUGUUAGGGUGGUAAAACCAUUGUUCAUCAUAUUGUCCUCUUAAAUAUUUAGGCAUAAGAGGAACUAGAUUUUUUGUGGCUUGGAUACAAUACAACGUACAGUGAACCCAAAGAGACAUGACUAAUGAAACUUCCUUUGAAAGAUGAAUCUUUGUUUAACACUUUUCAGCAAAAAUAAAGUUUCAGGUGUCUGUAAAA
Molecule: messenger RNA, 3326 nt
Organism: Astyanax mexicanus (Mexican tetra)
Lineage: Eukaryota; Metazoa; Chordata; Actinopteri; Characiformes; Acestrorhamphidae
Gene: mvp
Product: major vault protein
Exons: 18
Coding region: 184-2841 (885 amino acids)
Cellular component (GO): nucleus; cytoplasm
Molecular function (GO): protein binding
Source: RefSeq, a predicted model, not a curated record